UCGAGGGCAAUCCAGUAGUUGUGUCCGCACGCACAUGUUCAACCUCUACUGCAUAUUCCGGAGUCUGUAAAUCCUGCAAUAUACAAAAUAAUAAUUUUGUAAUAAAUUCAACGAAGCCAAACGAAGCAUAAUAGCAAUGGGUAAGCCAGGAUUUUCACCAGGUGGUGGCGGUGGAUUUAGGGGAGGUCGUGGAGGAGGAGGAGGUCGUGGAGGUUUCCGUGGAGGUAGAGGUGGUGGUGGAGACCGCAAUAGCGGGGGAGGAUUUCGGGGAGGUCGAGGUGGUGGAGGUGGUGGAGGCAGAGGAACUCCCAGAGGGCGUGGAGGUGGUCGAGGUGGUGGACGCGGAGGACGAGGUGGUGGAGGUGGUUUUAAAGGUGGAAAAACAGUUGUUAUCGAGCCCCAUCGCCACGAGGGAGUGUUUAUCGCCAGAGGCAAGGAGGACGCACUUGUCACACGUAAUUUAGUACCUGGUUCAGAGGUCUAUGGCGAGAAGAGGAUCAGUAUUGAUGGAGAUAAUGGGGAGAAAAUUGAGUACAGAGUUUGGAAUCCAUUCAGAUCCAAACUGGCUGCUGCUAUUCUGGGAGGUGUUGAUCAGAUUUACAUGCCACCUGGGAGCAAAGUGCUUUAUCUUGGAGCUGCCUCUGGGACGACCGUAUCACAUGUUGCUGAUGUUGUUGGACCGGAAGGUCUUGUGUAUGCUGUGGAGUUCUCCCACAGAUCUGGAAGAGAUCUCAUAAACGUUGCGAAGAAGCGUACGAACAUUAUUCCCAUUAUUGAAGAUGCCAGACAUCCACACAAGUACAGAAUGCUUGUGGGUAUGGUUGAUACGGUAUUUGCAGAUGUGGCACAACCAGAUCAAGCUAGAAUAGUCUCCCUCAACUCCCAAUAUUUCCUCAAAAAUGGCGGGCAUUUCGUCAUAUCCAUUAAGGCAAGCUGUAUAGACUCGACUGCACAACCUGAAGCUGUAUUCGCGGCAGAAGUGAAAAAAUUGGUCGCUGAUAAAUUAAAACCACAAGAGCAAAUAACUCUCGAGCCAUAUGAGAGAGAUCACGCUGUUGUCGUUGGUGUCUUUAGGCCACCAGCGAAGAAUUCUUCCUAAUUAAGUGUAUAGUUUUAUAUUCCUUUAAAAUUAAUAAAACAAUAUUUUUUCAUAUGGCCUAACGAUUGAAGAAUUAUCACAAACAAUGUGGAUCUUUAUAUACAAUUUAUAAACUGUGGUAACAAAAUUUGUAAGACAUUCAUCGAGAAAUAUGACUUGAUACUAGCUUCUGUAGCUCACAUUUUUUCUCAUGAAUCUUCAUGAAUGAUUAUAUUUCCUUCCUUAUAGAACACAAAAUAUUUUUCAUUAUUAGUCAUGAUGGUUGUAUUCCUCAGGUGAACUUGAAUAAUUGGAAUAUUAUUCAAGUGCCAAAUCUAGAUGUGAGCAAUAUAAAUUCAUAUUCAGAGAUUUGAUGAAUGUAUGCUUUACAUAUUUUUCAAUAAUUAAAGACCAAAUCUUUACAGAAAA
Molecule: messenger RNA, 1507 nt
Organism: Diachasmimorpha longicaudata
Lineage: Eukaryota; Metazoa; Arthropoda; Insecta; Hymenoptera; Braconidae
Gene: Fib
Product: rRNA 2'-O-methyltransferase fibrillarin
Exons: 5
Coding region: 137-1099 (320 amino acids)
Biological process (GO): box C/D sno(s)RNA 3'-end processing; rRNA methylation
Cellular component (GO): box C/D methylation guide snoRNP complex; nucleolus; Cajal body
Molecular function (GO): RNA binding; histone H2AQ104 methyltransferase activity; rRNA methyltransferase activity
Source: RefSeq, a predicted model, not a curated record